UUUUUUUUUUUUUUGUCACAUGGUCAUAGUUUCUGUGUUCAGCGCAAGUUCUGUUUGUCGCAACUCGGAUUCUUUCACAGUUGUUGACAAUGUAUGUGAAAAUAAUAACCAUUCUAAUCUUUGUGACUGUUGUCUCAGGCUUCGUUUUAAAGCCGUUUGAUGGCAAAUGUGUUACGGAUGCUUAUCCACCAAAAUCUUCCACUACUGUCCCGAACUUGACUAUCAACUUAGAUCUACCUGCUCACGACCGAUGGAAAGAAGUAGCUAUAAAGUAUAAAGAUUCUAUGAAAAGUCUCAUCGGAGAUCUCAAGAAACUGGUGGGAAGCGUACCCGUUGUGGGAGACUUAAUCAUCAAAAUUAUUGAUAAUGAAUUUGAGAAAAUUAUCCCCACACUUCCCGCUCCUUACGCUGAUGAACUGUUGGGUAUGGCCGAUUACUCUGGUAUCAACCGCGGCGAGAUACUCUUAUAUAACAUCUUCUACGAAGUAUUUACGGUGUGCACAUCGAUCAUUGCUGAAGACAAGAAUGGUGAGUUGUUUCAUGCUCGAAAUCUUGACUUCGGUUUAUUUAUGGGAUGGGACCUUAAAAAAAAUGACUGGGCCAUUACAGAGGCCCUUCGGCCCAUGAUUAUGAACUUGGAUUUUCAGAAAAACAACAAAACUGUUUUUAAAUCUGCAAGCUUUGCUGGUUACAUCGGAGUCCUGAGCGGUGUAAAACCAGGUGUCAUUUCACUCACUUUAAACGAAAGAUUCCAACUUAAAGGUGGCUUUAUUGGAAUAAUACAGUGGCUGUUGGGUCAAAGAACAGCUAAAUGGUCAAGUUUUUUAACGAGGGACACCCUUACAUCUGCAACUUCCUAUCAAAUGGCUAAAACUGAGCUGUCCAAGACGGAACUACUAGCACCCGUAUAUUUCAUCUUAGGUGGAACAAAGUCUAAAGAAGGAUGUGUUAUCACAAGAUCCCUAAAUAAGACUGAUAAUAUAUGGGAAAUGUCUGCAGCGGGUGGCUGGUACAUACUGGAGACAAAUUACGAUCACUGGUUGCCUCCACUGUUUAUCGAUGAUCGCCGAACCCCAGCUACGUUGUGUAUGAAUGAACUCACUCAAAAUAACCUUACAAUGGCUGGACUUUACAACGUACUCAGUACAAAACCAGUACUCAACAAACUUACAACAUACACUGCAUUAAUGCAGGCAAAAAGUGGAUCUUUAGAAACACACAUCCAAAAGUGUCCUGAUCCUUGCUGGCCUUGGUAACAAAAUAUUUUAAGUAAUAUUUUUUAUAAAAAUGAAAUUCUAGUUUUACUGCUUUCUUUUUGUGAUGAUACUACUUAAUUUUCCAUAAACUCUAAACUGUCGCAGCUGAGUGUCUUAACGUUUUAAUUUUCUUUUCUAAUUUGUCUUGUUUUGUUUGGAAAUUUUUUUAUUGUAAAAACUUUCAAAUACCAAGUUAUUUUUGUAAUAAAUAUUUUCUAUAUCAUUAAAUCUAGACGUUAUUUUAUUGCAUCCUACUUAACACAAACCACAACUGACCUCACCACCUGACUGAAAGAGUUUGGGCGUGGUGUGUUUGUUUAUUUGUUUUGUUUCUUUUCUGACGAUAGUGGAGUUUCGAAAAUAUCUUGUGAAAUUAUGCAGCUAUGUGAAUAAACCAUUUUUAA
Messenger RNA from Octopus sinensis (East Asian common octopus), 1660 nucleotides. RefSeq names its product acid ceramidase-like. The record is from RefSeq and is a predicted model, not a curated record. Gene Ontology annotation, biological process: fatty acid metabolic process. The transcript has a single exon. Gene Ontology annotation, molecular function: fatty acid amide hydrolase activity; N-acylsphingosine amidohydrolase activity. Lineage: Eukaryota; Metazoa; Mollusca; Cephalopoda; Octopoda; Octopodidae. Bases 90 to 1256 code for a protein of 388 amino acids. Gene Ontology annotation, cellular component: lysosome.